This is a messenger RNA of Dimorphilus gyrociliatus, 675 nucleotides long. The record is from the annotation of a GenBank genome assembly. NCBI's taxonomy places the organism in Eukaryota, Metazoa, Annelida, Polychaeta, Dinophilidae.
GUCUGCUAAAUUUAUAAAAUAAAACGUGCUUUACCCAUUUGAAAAAGUGUAGACAAGUUUUCUGUUAAUCUAGGCGGGAAAAUCAUUGAAAUAAAGAUGAAAAAGAAAAAAACUAACAACAAGAAAAAGAUAGACAAGACGAAAAAGGUAGAUAACAAGAAACGAAUCGGUAAACCUCAAAAGAGCCAAAGACAUAAGAAAAUAAAAAAUAUGGACCCCGAUUCCCAAGAGACCAAUGCUAAAAAGAAGCGAGGUUCGAAACAAAUCAACGAGGUUCCGGAUAUGGAACAAAAGGCUCCCAGAUCGCUUAAAGAUUUGUUUGCUUUUAAGAAUGCUCCUGAUAAACGAAAGAAAAAAACGAAAGCUGAAAUUGAAUAUGGCGUCACUUUGAAAGGCAUGACGAAGCCAGUCGCUACACCUAAAUCAUUCAAACAAAAGAAAAAAGAAACUGAUGCUGCAUUUAUGAGACGUGUGAAUAAAGAAACAGAGGCUGCAUUAAAUAUAGCGAAAUUUAACGAAAAAUUUAAUGUUGACCUAUUAAAUAUGAAAAAAGGAUCAAAAGAUUCUCCUCUAAAGCCUAUAUCGGAAAAAAGAAAAAGGAGACUUAAGGUUUUAACCGAAAGAAAGAAACAAAAGAAAUUAGCCAAAAAACAAAAACGUUUAGAAAAGGAUUAA